AUGACCGAGACAAGCACAGAUCUUUCCGCGACAGGCGUGGGUGGUUCUUCACCUGUUCAGUUCGUAACCGACCAGCUCGAGGCACCCCUUCAAGACAAAUGCACCUACCUCGUGGUCCAACUGCCUAAUGGGCUCGAAGCGCUGUUGGUCCACGAUCCAGAGGCCGACAAAGCUAGCGCGGCCCUGACUGUGAAGGUUGGCAGCCUCAACAAUGAUGAGGAUCUGCCCGGGACGGCGCAUGCCUUGGAACAUUUCAUACAGAUGGGCUCCGAGAAGUUCCGCGGAGCAAACGAAUAUCCAGAAUACAUACAAAAUAACUCUGGGCAACGCGACGCAGAAACGACAUUGAAAUCGACCACAUACUAUUUCAGCGUCUCCGCCCAGCCCGCCAACGGCCACGAACCGUCAGAUUUGAAUCCAUCUGCCUUGGAAGGAGGAUUGGACCGAUUCGCCAAUUGUUUCGUUGCGCCACUAUUGCUUGGAUCGAGCCUGGAUAGUGAAUUGAAUGUUGUGCACUCAGAGUACAAGCGGAACCUGCAGAACGACAAUUAUCGAAUUACUCAGGUGGAAAAGUCGCAUUCCAACCCCAAGCACCCCUAUCAUCAAUUCUCUACCGGUAACCUCGAGAGUCUCAAAACCCGACCGGAAUCCAAGGGGCAUGAUGUUCGGGAUAGGAUCACGAAGUUCUACCAGAACCACUACUCGGCGAACCGCAUGAAGCUGGUUGUGCUUGGCCGAGAGUCGCUGGACGUACUUCAAGGAUGGGUCGCCGAGUUCUUCUCCAGUGUUCCUAACAAUAACCUGGUGCCAAACCGCUGGAAGGAUGAAAAGCCCUUGCGCAAGGACGAUCUUGGCACCCAGAUUUGUAUCCAUCCUGUCAUGGAUGUAAGACUGCUGAGGAUCACCAUUCCGUUUCUCGAUCAAGAAGCGUUGUUUGAGUGCCAGCCUGGGCGAUACGUCAGCCACCUUGUAGGUCACGAGGCUCCGGGCAGCAUCCUGUCUUUCACCAGGGCGAAGGGUUGGGUUAAUCAUUUGGGCACCUCUUUCACAACUAUUGGUUCCGGAUCCGGUGACAUCUUCGGGUUGAAAAACUACAAAGAGAUCGUCAAGAUAUUCUUCCAGUACGUGUCACUCCUUAAGGAAGGAGCACCUCUGAAAUGGAUCUUCGAUGAGCUACAGAUCAUGGCGGACCACAAUUUCAACCACAAGGAGAAGAUUCGCGAAAUUCUGUUCACAUAUGAAACCAGUAUUCGCAUGCAGAAGCCUCUCCCGCGGGAGUGGCUACUCAGUGGAAAUAGUCGGUUGAGGAAGUUCGAUCCUUCUUUGAUCACAGAGGCUCUGGCAUGCUUGAGACCUGAUAACUUUCGUCUGACAAUCGUCUCACAGACCUUCCAAGACUGUGAUCGCACCGAAGAAUGGUACGGCACCAAGCACAGCCUGCAAAACAUCCCCCGCGACUUCAUGGAGGAAUUGGAGAAGGCCGCCUCAAGCACAGCCUCCGACCGACCUUCCGAUCUUCAUCUUCCCCAUAGGAACGAAUACCUUCCUUCGAUGCUCGAAAUUGGGAAGACGGAUGCCAAGGAGCCAACUCUGGAGCCGGCUAUGAUACGCAACGAUGACUUAACACAGACGUGGUUCCAGAAGGAUGACAGGUUUCUGACCCCCAAGGCAUCCUUUUACAUGAGUUUCCAAACCCCUGUUGUCUAUGCGACCGCCAAGAAUGCUGUCGAGACCUUAUUCUUCACCUGUCUUGUUUCAGAUGCGCUUGCCCCAGAAUAUUCCUAUGCCCAGCUUGUUGGUUUGCGGUACAAAAUCUGGUUUGAUGGUUGCGGGGUCCAGCUAAAUGUCUUCGGAUACAACGACAAGCUGGCUGUCUUCCUGGAAAAGAUUCUGAUCGUGAUGCGUGAUCUCGAGAUACAGGAAAAAAGAUACAAUGUCAUUCGGGAGCGCAUCGAAGAAUUCUAUAACAACUGGGAACUUCAAGCGCCGUGUGCACAAGUGUCAUCUGAGGUAGCCAGGCUCUGUUCAGAACGCGAAUACACUACGGGAGAGCGGUUGGCUGAGCUGCCAAAGAUCACUCUCCAGAGUGUACAGAAAUUCAAGGAGCGGAUUUUUCAGGAGCUGCACAUCCAGUCCUACUGCAUCGGCAAUCUUUGUCAGGCGGAAGUCCGGGAAAUGACCGACAUGACAACCACCAUCUUACAGCCUCGCACGUUACCACCAUCUAAGAGGCCUGUCGUCCGCUCACUAAUCUUCCCCCCUGGAUCGAAUUAUGUCUACGAGAAGGUUCUCAAGGACCCCAAAAACGAGAAUCAAUGCGUUGAGUACUGUCUUUACAUUGGGGAUAAAGGCAACCCCCUAAUUCGCACGAAGACUAUGUUGUUUGAUCAAUUGUCCCGCGAGCCAGCCUUUCAUCAACUUCGAACCGAGGAGAAUUUAGGCUAUUUUGUCGAAAGCAAAACCAAACACUUCUAG
Messenger RNA from Colletotrichum spaethianum, 2475 nucleotides. Its product is annotated as A-factor-processing enzyme. The transcript has 3 exons. The record is from RefSeq and is a predicted model, not a curated record. Gene Ontology annotation, cellular component: cytosol; mitochondrion. Gene Ontology annotation, biological process: peptide catabolic process. The coding region runs from base 1 to 2475 and encodes 824 amino acids. Gene Ontology annotation, molecular function: metalloendopeptidase activity; metal ion binding. Lineage: Eukaryota; Fungi; Ascomycota; Sordariomycetes; Glomerellales; Glomerellaceae.